Molecule: messenger RNA, 1508 nt
Organism: Prionailurus viverrinus (fishing cat)
Lineage: Eukaryota; Metazoa; Chordata; Mammalia; Carnivora; Felidae
Product: HLA class II histocompatibility antigen, DO beta chain-like
Exons: 5
Coding region: 24-935 (303 amino acids)
Biological process (GO): peptide antigen assembly with MHC class II protein complex; antigen processing and presentation of exogenous peptide antigen via MHC class II; immune response
Cellular component (GO): MHC class II protein complex; membrane
Molecular function (GO): MHC class II protein complex binding
Source: RefSeq, a predicted model, not a curated record
UAUGCCCCAUUCCGAAGAAGUUGAUGAUCUUACUGUCUCACUUAUUUUUUCCUUCCAGAAUGCGUUCUGCGUGGGUUUCCUGGAUGGUGGUUCUGCAAAUGAGUGUAAUCAGGCUGGAUUCCUCCAUGACUCAAGGCAGAGACUCUCCAGAAGAUUUUGUGAUUCAGGCAAAGGCUGACUGUUACUUCACCAAUGGGACAGAGAAGGUGCAGUUUGUGGUGAGAUUCAUUUUUAACUUGGAAGAGUAUGCACGUUUCGACAGCGAUGUGGGAAUGUUUGUGGCAUUGACAGAGCUGGGGAAGCCUGAUGCUGAGCUGUGGAACAAUCGGCCGGAUAUAUUGGAGAGGAGUAAAGCUUCUGUGGAUGCACUCUGCAGACAUAACUACAAGCUGGGUGCACCCUUCACUGUGGGGAGAAAAGGUGAGGUGGAAGUGCAACCAGAGGUGGUGGUGUAUCCAGAGAGGACCCCAUCCCUGCAACACCACAAUCUGCUGCUUUGCUCUGUGACAGGUUUCUAUCCAGGGGACAUCAAGAUCAUGUGGUUCCGGAAUGGGCAGCAGGAGAGAGUAGGGGUCAUGUCCACUGGCCUUAUCAGGAAUGGAGACUGGACCUUUCAGACAAUGGUGAUGCUGGAAAUGACUCCUGAACUUGGAGAUGUCUACACCUGCCUUGUUAAUCAUCCCAGCCUGCUGAGCCCUAUUUCUGUGGAGUGGAGAGCUCAGUCUGCAUAUUCUUGGAGAAAGAUGCUAAGUGGAAUUGCAGCCUUCCUGCUUGGGCUGAUCUUCCUUCUGGUGGGGACUGUCAUCUGCCUCAGGGCUCAGAAAGGGUAUGUGGAGACGCAGUUGUCUGGUGAUGAGGUAAUGUCUUCUUCCUUGUCUUUGGGUGGCCAAUUGUUGUCCCUGUGCUUUGGCCAGAGGGAGAGGUCUUGGGGAUAGGGUGUGAGGGUGGCUUUGGCUGGGUGGUGCUGGGUGCUGAGUCUCUGGAAUGGGAGGGUGGAGUCCCUCCUGAAACUUUGAUCACUAUUCCUGCAGGUCUCAAGAGCAGUUCCCUCACCAUAGCCACACUAAGGUCCCAAUCAGAGCUUCUUGCCCUGGAGGCUGAAAUAGUACCGAAUGACUUGAGUCCAAAUGACUAAGUAAAGGACUCUCAUGAGGUCCAUGUUCUGGAGCUACUUCCAUGAGUCCUUGGAGGAGUCCUGACUUGAUUCUAGAGUUCUGUUUUCUGAGAUCAUCUCUCAUUCGUCUGCCCUUCUUCCUCCUCCUUGCCUGUGCCAUUAGUCCCCAUUUCCAAGGAUAGUGUGCAGAAAUUCCCACCAAAGCUGACUCCCACCAGCCCCAACCUGCAUACCUCCUAUGGUCCAGCCCUAACCUUGUGAAUUAUCCUCAUGUCUUCCUGUUUCCAACUGCACUCUCCACUGUCUCCAGAAGACAAAUGCUCAGAGGCACUGUUUCCUUUUCACCGUUUUUUAUGACCUUUUUUAUUGUAAAAUAAAACUGAGGAACAGAUAA